This is a messenger RNA of Fusarium subglutinans, 609 nucleotides long. RefSeq lists its product as uncharacterized. Gene Ontology annotation, molecular function: structural constituent of ribosome. Lineage: Eukaryota; Fungi; Ascomycota; Sordariomycetes; Hypocreales; Nectriaceae. The coding region runs from base 1 to 609 and encodes 202 amino acids. The record is from RefSeq and is a predicted model, not a curated record. Gene Ontology annotation, biological process: mitochondrial translation. Gene Ontology annotation, cellular component: mitochondrial large ribosomal subunit; ribosome. The transcript has 2 exons.
AUGGCCGAGGUAGCAAAGACUGUAGCUCGCCAAUUGCCCGGCUUCAAGCUGGGCCAGAAGCAGGUUUUCCUGCCAAACCAUGUAAUCACCUUUCUUCGAAAAGAUCACCUCCCACCAAACGAGGCCACUUUCCAAGUCCCUCUACGAUUCACAAAGUUCGAUCUCCGAGAUUACCUCUGGAACCUAUACAAUGUUGAGGUCACAAAGGUCCGAUCAUACGUCAAGCAGCAACCUCUAACCCAGCGCAACUCCCACUCGCGCUCGUGGUACCGCCCCAAACCCCUCAAGGUCAUGACUGUCGAAUUGGCAAAGCCCUUCCAAUGGCCCGAACUUCCCCAGGAUAAAACACCCUGGAGCAACCAAUUGUUCCAGAUGCGCGAGGAUAUGUUGGAGAAGCGAAAUCAGGAGCAUAUUUCGCAACAGCGAUUCGAGAUUCCUCUCAGGAGCAAGCAGCUCCCGUCCAAGGAGAGACAAGAGUUGGCCAAUAUGGCACAAAAGCUGUUAUCGGGAGAGGAGAAGUGGACUAACGAUGUUAUCUUGGAUCCUAAAUGGGAGAAGAUACUGAACAAGGAGGAAGUAGAGGUUAAGAAGGACGCAAAUGAAGCUUAA